AUGAGGUUAGCUUCAUUGUUAGCUAACCGGUUGUUCAUGUGGCUGCGAAAUGGUAUGCCGUGUCUUCUAAACCACUAUGCUGCACUCUUCCGUCGGAUGAAGCACAGCAGAUUUACACCAGCUAGCUCUACUCAAUCAUUAAAAACACCUACGCCUGUGAAUGCCGCAGUGUCUGCAUCAAAAGCUUCAGUAGCUUCGUCUUCACUGCCUUCUGAUGCAUUGCCGGCACAUACGAAAAACAUGAAGCUGCCGGUGCAGGAACAUCAUGCAGAAAUAUCAAGUGGUGAAAAGACACCAGAAGAUAAGAUAACGAACCUAGAAGAAGCGACAAAGAAGGUUUCGGAAACGCAACAACCAUCCUCCCAAACGGGGAGUCGUGAUUGGGAAGAAGGGAAGAAAGAGAAGAAGAAAAUUGAACCACAUGUGGUGGAGCUGAAUGAGAAGGAAAAGCUGAUAGCAGAAGGAGCACGAAGAGACAAAGACGACUAUCCAACUAUGGGAGAUAUAAUUAGUGAUUGGGAUACGAAAGACGAAGCAGCUUUAGCGAAGAGAAAAACUGAGAAGACCGAGGAGGAUAGUGCUGAUGAUAAGAGCAAAAAAGAUAUUCGCAACCUUGAGGAGAAAAGCGCACUAGAGACAUCACAGAUGAGCGAGAAAAGAGCAGCUAAGGAGCAUGAAGAAGAUUUGAACAUAAGUGAGAAACGUUCGGCCAAAGAGUUUGAAGAGACUGAAGAGCUCCCGAGAAAGGAGGCUCUGCAUCUAGAGGAAGUGAGGAGAAGGCCUACUUUGAGCAAAAGAAGAAGCAAGGAGGGAAUUGCAAAGCUUGAGGCAGAAGACAUAAGAAAGAUUGCAGCUGAGCUGUUUGGAAAAAAGUCAGAAGAUGAGGAAGAAAUGCCGGUAGUACCUGAAGAAGAAAAGGGUAGAGCAGACGCACGAGAGGCAAGGAAGGAGUUUGACGAAGACCAGAAGAAAAAGAAGCUGAGAGAAUGUCAAAAGGAUAGAGCAGAUUUACAGGAGAAGAAGGAAGCGGUAGACUCAGAACCAAAACAAGACACGCCAAAAAAGGAAGCGUCAGCAUUAAAAGACAUUCCAGAUUCAGUGAUAAGGGACUUUGGCAUUUUCGAGAAAAGACAGAAGAAACCGAAGAGAAUUCUUAUGACCCCAAAGAUAACAGAGCCUGCAGGAAAAAGUGGUUUACGAGAUCUCCCGGUCGUUGAUGAUCAUGGCCUGGGCAAAUACAGCAGGAAAGUAAAACAAAGCGUUGGUUAA
Messenger RNA from Cylicocyclus nassatus, 1269 nucleotides. Lineage: Eukaryota; Metazoa; Nematoda; Chromadorea; Rhabditida; Strongylidae. The record is from the annotation of a GenBank genome assembly.